UUUUUAUUUUCUAAUUGAACUAAAUUGUAUAUAUUUCCUCAUAAUAUCUAAUAUAAAAAUAUGGAUUCCCGAGAUUUAAAUUUACCAUUUUAUAUGGUAUACUGUGGUGUAAUCGCCGGUAUAGGUGCUUUCUCAAACGGUUGGACAAUUGGUUCUACCAAUGUUCCCGGUGAUAUCACACACAAUUGUCCUACUGGUGAUGCUCACGUUAAGAAUCCUGCUUUCCCUGACUGUCUGCCAAUGUCUACUGGUUUAUGGGGUUUCGCAGUUUCCUCUUUUUGUAUCGGUGGUUUAUUUGGUAGUCUUGUUGGUGGUCAUAUCCAAACAAGAUUGGGUCGUAAAAUGACAAUUGUCGUAAACAAUGCUGGUUUCAUUUUAGGUGGUAUCUUGAUUGGUUGUUCUGUUCACACUGCCAUGUUUAUCAUCGGUCGUAUUCUGUGUGGUCUGUCUUGUGGUCUUGGUUCACUUGUUAUUCCCACGUAUCUUGGUGAAAUUUCCACACGUAAAGGCAGAGGUCUUCUUGGUUUCUUUAAUCAAUUCUUUGUCGUAACUGGUAUCUUGUUAUCUUCUAUUAUUGGUUUGCCCACUGCCAAUGUUCCUUUAUGGCGUUUGAACUACGCUAUUGUUGCUAUUCCUGCCAUCUUUCAAGUCUUUAUGAUGUUCACCUGUGUUGAAUCACCUCGUUAUUUGAUUUCUGUUGGUCGUGUAGAAGAUGCAUUGAUUAGUCUUCAAAAACUGCGUGGUUCUGCUGAUGUUUCUGAAGAAUUCUUUGAUAUUGUUGCUGGUCAAGUUGGUAGGAAGAAGGCUGUCCGUCUCUUGAAGGAAAACUCUCAUGACAAGCAUCUUGUCAAGCUCGAACAUGAAGAAGACGAAGCUGGCGAUGAUGAUGAUGAAAGACGUCCUCCUAUGAAUGUCAUUGAAAUCUUUACUGACCCUGUUAUUCGCAAGAUUACUCUGAUUGUUCUUUUCCACCACUGUAUUCAACAACUUUCUGGUAUGAAUGCUGUCAUGUACUACUCUACAUCUAUUUUCCAACAAGCUGUCAGCCCUCAAGAAGCUCAAUACAUGGCUAUCUACACAACACUUGUCAACUUUGGUAUGUCUAUUAUUGCCAUGUUCUUCAUUGAUCGUGCUGGUCGUCGCGUCUUGCUGAUUGCUGCUGAAACUGGUACUUUUAUCUUCUCAGUCUUGCUUGUCAUUGGUUACCGUUACACUAUCCCUAACCUUUUGGUUGCUUCUGUCUUCUUGUAUGUUGCCAGUUUCGCUAUCGGUAUCGGUCCUAUCCCUUGGAUGAUUACUUCUGAAUUGACUCCCAUCUACGCUUCCUCCAGUGUCGGUGCUGUUGCUACUGCUAUGAACUGGGCUAUGAACUUCCUGAUUGGACAAAUUUUCCCUGUCAUUUUCGCAGCUAUUCAAGGUUGGUCUUUCUUGAUUUUCGCCAUCAUUUGUGCUAUUUCUGCUGUUACUUCUUUCCUCUUCUUGCCUGAGACUAAGGGUAGACCCAUUGAAGAAAUUGUCGCUAGUUUUACAAAGAAAUAA
Molecule: messenger RNA, 1539 nt
Organism: Gilbertella persicaria
Lineage: Eukaryota; Fungi; Mucoromycota; Mucoromycetes; Mucorales; Choanephoraceae
Product: major facilitator superfamily domain-containing protein
Exons: 4
Coding region: 61-1539 (492 amino acids)
Biological process (GO): monosaccharide transmembrane transport
Cellular component (GO): membrane
Molecular function (GO): hexose transmembrane transporter activity
Source: RefSeq, a predicted model, not a curated record